AUGGCCGACGCCGAACUUCGUCAGCGAAAAGCAGCAGCACCGCCCGAGUCUCCAACCCCCAAGACAAAGUCCAAACACAAGUCCAGACGCACCGACGAUGCCGACGACUACACCCCCUGGCUCGACAUCCUCCGCGUUCUAUCAUUCCUCUUCGUCGCAUCAUGCGGUCUAAGCUACGUGAUCAGCGGAGGCGAGAGCUUCUUCUGGGGCAUGAAGAAUAAACCCCAGUACCUACGCGUCGACUGGUGGAAAGCCCAACUCUCCGGCCCAAUCUACCUCACGGAAAAAGAACUCCUCGCCUACGACGGCAGCGACCCCCAAAAACCGCUGUACCUCGCCAUCAACGGCACCAUCUACGACGUCUCCAACGGGCGGAGGAUGUACGGCCCCGGCGGAUCGUAUAAUGUGUUUGCGGGGCGUGACGCCGCGCGCGGGUUUGUGACGGGCUGUUUUGCGGAGGACCAGACUGCUGAUUUGAGGGGGCUGGAGGAGAUGUUUCUGCCGGUGGAUGACCCUGAGGUGGAUAAGUAUUUUACGACGGCGGAGAUGGAGAGGAUGCGGGGGGAGGAGAUGGCGGCGGCGAAGGAGAGGGCGUUUGAGGCGUUGAACCAUUGGGUCAAGUUUUUUGCGAAUAGUAAGAAGUAUCAUCGGGUGGGAUUUGUUAAGAGGGAGGAGGGGUGGUUGGAGAAAUUGCCUAGGAGGGAGUUGUGUGCGCAGGCGCAAAAGGGGAGACAGACGAGGAAACGCAAGGAGACGUAG
Molecule: messenger RNA, 759 nt
Organism: Pochonia chlamydosporia 170
Lineage: Eukaryota; Fungi; Ascomycota; Sordariomycetes; Hypocreales; Clavicipitaceae
Product: cytochrome b5-like Heme/Steroid binding domain-containing protein
Exons: 2
Coding region: 1-759 (252 amino acids)
Cellular component (GO): endomembrane system; membrane
Source: RefSeq, a predicted model, not a curated record